GAGAAAAAAAAGACUCUCUUCCGAUUUGAAGAACCUUGUACCGUGGGCUGACAUAGAAUGAUACAAGGCUUUAUCCGGGAAUCCCACUAUACCCUUGACAACCUUACCUUAUAGAGAUCCUGGAAUCCUAGAGGGUCAUGCAGGCAUAUCUGUCGAUCUAACAACACUCUCCGACAGCAUCUAGCAACACUUGGACCACUACUAUAUAAGUAUCCUGUAUCACCACACCUUUGAAUCCUCAUACCACUUCAUUUUGUACACUUUACGCUUUACACUUUACGCUUCACACUUUACAUAUUCACACCGCUACACACAAAGAAGAUCGAGGAGAUAUCUUCACAUUUAGAUAUUCAAUACUUUCGGUGGCACCAUCAUAUAUCAUCUUACAUUUCAAACAACUUGUUAUCCCUCCCUCACCUUGGUGAAUCAAAGUCACAAUGGCUCGUACAUUUUUAGACACUCUCCCGAGAGAGAUUCGCGAUCAAAUAUACGGAUAUGUUUUAUCAUCCCACUCAAGAAGUGUAUAUCUAUCCGAAAGCGUGGUCAAUGACCCCGACUACCCUCAAGAAGAAUAUUCAGCAGCUGGAAAGCCCCCAUAUGUUAUCCGCUCCAAAUCCCAUGGGGAAACCAUACGCCUUUCCUUUUUACGAACCUGUCGUCAAAUUUACCACGAAGCCAGAGUUGUUUUCUGGGAGCAGAACUCACUCAUUCUCGAUGGCAUCCUCCCUCGAACAUAUAUCGAUCACCCCAUACUAGGCAGACUGCCAGGUUCGAUAGCCUCAAUGGCUACCUCGGUCGAACUCAAGAUAGAUAUAUUAGGACGUUCAGCUUUCCGUAGGAAGUCUGAACUGUGCGAAGACAGCCCUUCGCUUGUUCCAUUCGAAUAUCAAUUGAAGGAUCUAGCACGAUGGCCAAACCUAAAGAGAAUAAAACUACAUCUGAGUCUUGGGGAAGACCCAUGGGGUAAUUACGAUGGAUAUGGGCAUAGUGGUUUCGCAAGAUUACUAUACUGGAGACUUAGAGGUGGAUCAAAUGACCAUUGGCAUAACUUGGUCCGAUCAAACAUCAAAGCGUUGGAAGAAGCGGGCGGAAAGGAUGGUUACCUGUCUCACGUCAAGAAAGAAUUGGAUAUCAACACAGGUUGCGCACUUCCAAAUGGCAAUGGCUUUCCUCAAAGAAUGCUAAAGGUGUCUACUGGAUCUCCUGGAGAAGUUCUACAAGAAUUAAGUGAGGCAUGGUUUGGUACUCUAUCAGUUGAUGGUAGAUUAUCUUACCUCGAAGGCGAAGAGAAAGAAGAUAUGUUUGUUCAACAACCAGCACCCCGUCUACCUAUGCUCGACCAUUUCUUCUUCUUUAAAUACGACAUUGAUCGUUGGGUGGAUGGUCAAUCAGGUGUAAGGUUAUGGGGCAAAGCAAAACAAAUUUGGCCAGCAGGAGAUGAGGGCAAACAAGCAAGAAGAGGUGCUUGGGAGGAUUCGGGGAGAAUGGGUUGCUCCUUUGAUGUUAUGCGCGAGAUUCACUGGCCUUGGAAGCAAAUGUCGCCGCCUGACUUUAUUCCGUAAACGUUGGGUUUGAGUCUCUUUCUCAAUUGUUACAUGUAUUACGAGUUUUCUUAUAUCUGUAUCACGUAUUAGGGAGUAUAUCCUCAGCUAGGCGUUGUGGAAUCUUGCUUUUAAAAUCUUUACAAAUACAUAAUUUCUACACACAUCUACCUCUUCAAUGCAAUAAGUUCAUGUGCCGUCAAAUUCGAACA
Botrytis cinerea B05.10 is the source of this 1753-nucleotide messenger RNA. RefSeq lists its product as hypothetical. Lineage: Eukaryota; Fungi; Ascomycota; Leotiomycetes; Helotiales; Sclerotiniaceae. The record is from RefSeq and is a predicted model, not a curated record. The transcript is spliced from 2 exons. The coding region runs from base 438 to 1562 and encodes 374 amino acids.